AUGCAUUUGCAUAAUUGGGAGUCUUUAUGUAAGCCUAAAGCUCUUGGGGGUUUGGGAUUUCGUGACUUAAAAAUUUUCAAUCAAGCUCUCCUUGCAAAACAGAUUUGGAGACUUCAUACGAGACCUAACACCCUCACUCAUGCAAUUCUUAAAGCGAAACACUUCAAAAACAGUUCGGUGCUCGAGGCUUUUCGGGGGUACGAUCCAAGUUAUUCCUGGCGAAGCUUGUGGGGCUUAAAAUCCUUACUGUUAGAUGGUCUAAAGUGGCGUGUAGGAACUGGUGUGAACAUUCGGGUAUGGCUUGAUUCAUGGCUGCCUAGGAAACCGUCCACUGCUGUCCCGGUGCAUGAUUCUCACUUUGAUCCGGAAUUAAGGGUGGCUGAUUUGAUCGAUGCUGACUGUGGGGAAUGGAGAAUGGAUGUGCUGCAAUCUCUAUUCUCUGAGCAUGACCGCAAGCUUAUUCUCUAG
This is a messenger RNA of Chenopodium quinoa (quinoa), 468 nucleotides long. RefSeq lists its product as uncharacterized. The record is from RefSeq and is a predicted model, not a curated record. The coding region runs from base 1 to 468 and encodes 155 amino acids. NCBI's taxonomy places the organism in Eukaryota, Viridiplantae, Streptophyta, Magnoliopsida, Caryophyllales, Amaranthaceae. The transcript has a single exon.